Trematomus bernacchii (emerald rockcod) is the source of this 928-nucleotide messenger RNA. RefSeq names its product SPC25 component of NDC80 kinetochore complex (gene spc25). Bases 123 to 836 code for a protein of 237 amino acids. The record is from RefSeq and is a predicted model, not a curated record. Gene Ontology annotation, cellular component: Ndc80 complex. NCBI's taxonomy places the organism in Eukaryota, Metazoa, Chordata, Actinopteri, Perciformes, Nototheniidae. Gene Ontology annotation, biological process: chromosome segregation. The transcript has 7 exons.
GGUGUUGAGUCCCCGCCCACUCCUGUGUGUCGAGCGCGGAUUUUUGAAAAUAACGACUGGUUCAGUAGCGUAAACAAACAAGUAGGAUCUUCUGCUGCUCAUGUACACAUAUUGUGAACAUCAUGAUGUCCAUUACUGAUCCAAACAUGAGUGACGGCUUCACCAGUGCCAUGGAGGAGAUCCACAACGAACAGCUGAAGACGUGCGGGGAGAUCUUCGACCAGACGACAGAGCUGUGCCAGUCCCACAGAGAGUUUGUGAAGUCUGCAGUAGAUACGUGUUUAAAGAAGUGUAAGGAUGAUGAGAUGCUGUUUGAGACAAUACAAACAUUCAAAAGAGACUUGGUACAAACAAGUGCAUCAUUAAAAGCGAAAAGGCAUGCCAUUUCUGAAAUGAUAUCCGAGAUUGAGCAGAAGGAGAUGCAGAAAGAAGACAUCAUCCAGAAGAUAGAGAAACUUAAAGAAGAACAAUUCAAGAGAAAAGAGUUAAUUCUGUCUCAACACAAGGCAAACAAAGACAGACUGAAGUAUCUCAAGAAAGCCAGAGGGGUCUUUCAAGAUCAUUUGGCGAUGGAGAUACGAACAAUCUCUGGCAAAACACAACUGGUUAAAGGUGAAAAGCUGCAGUUUGUUUUCCGGAAUAUCAACCCUUCAGAUCUGAACAGCGCUUACAUUGUCACAUUGGGCAUCAAUCAAGACAGAUCAUACCAGAUUGUUUCCAGUGACCCUGUGCUCGGGUGUUUGCCAGUCCUGGAGAGCCAGCUUCAGAAGACCAAUAAGUUUCCAACAUUUCUGGCUAGCGUCAGAAAGGAGUUCAUUUCUCAGGCACGCCGCUGAGAUUGGAAGGAUGGGAGAAAGAUAUAGCAUGCGAUGUGGACUAAUGUUGAUCAAAGCUUUCAGCCUGUAUCUACAGUACAGAUCUGCGAACA